AUGAAACAAGAUCCCUUGAAGCCUCCUUCCUCUGCUGCUCCCAACCGCCCUCCGUUGCCCCACACCACAGGCGGAGCGGCCAUUGCGGCGGCUGUACGAGCGACUGCAGCACGGGAGAGGCGUGGCCAAGUCGCUGCUGCACAUGCACGAGCCGGCUGUUGCGGACUUCGAGCAGGCCCUUUCAGCCUCUCUCUGCGCGCACCCUCCCUCACUCCCCCACAGGCAGUGACCGCCAACCCCAGCAACGCGCGGCUGUGGAUGGAGGCAGCGAGCGCCAAUCCCGACAGUGCAGAGCUGUGGAUGGAGGUGGGGGUGGAGCGUGAGGCGCUGGGACAGCACGAGAGGGCGCACGAGGCGUUCAGCUGUGCCCUGCUGCUGCAACCAGGGAAUGCGGAGGCGCUCAAACGGCGAGGGCUGAGCGCGUUCAACUUGUAUCGCUUCAAGGACUCUCUCAAAGACCUGCUGCCCGCGCUGCACAUGCUGCCGAACGACGCCGACCUCAACCAAGCCGUGGGAAUUGCAUUGGUGCGGUCGAACCAGUUCCGGGCGGCACAGCCGUACCUGGCUCGGGCGGUGGAGCUGCUCCCAUUGGAUGCGGACCUGCGCAAGGAGAAGGGGCGCCUGCACCGCCUGCUGGGGGAGACCGACCAUGCUGAGAGGGACCUCCUGCUCUCGCUCCAGCUCGGACAGUAUGAUACUAGAGCCGCAUCACAACCUGGUGCUGCAGAGGCGACUGCUGGGAGAUCACUGGUGAGCAUCCACCACCCACCAUCCACCACCCACCUUCCACCACCCACCACCCACCACCGACCGGCCACCCCUCCACCUCUCCACCCCUCCACCUCUCCACCCCUCCACCCCUCCACCUCUCCACCCCUCCACCCCUCCACCCCUCCACCUCUCCACCCCUUCACCCCUCCACUCCUCCACCCCUCCACCCCUCCACCUCUACACCUCUCCACCACUCCACCCCUCCACCCCUCCACCCCUCCGCCCCUCCACCCAAUCAUCUCAUCUCAAAUUCCACGCUCUGUAUGUUUUCCCUCCCUCUCCCUCGCCUCGCCCACGCCUUGUCUCGUCUCCUCUUCCCUGGCCCACCUAAGUGGUGUUAUGGGAGUCGUUCCCAUGGCAGACGCGGGGCUCAAGGCAUUCCCAGGCGACCUGGAGGUCAUGCACGCUAAGGCGUCCAGCCUGCACAUGCUGGGCGAGCAUGCUGCUGCUAUGCGGCUGUACGACGAGCUGCUCUCCUCACCCGUUCAACCGGGCGAGCAGACAUCAUACCGCGACAGGACCUUCUUUCAGCGCCACCUGCUGGCCUACACGGUGUCGCGCCUCGACCAGCCCUUCUCUGCCUUCCGCAUCGAUGACGACCUUGAUGAGGAGUGGCGGGUGGGAGUGGGGGGACCUUCUUUCAACGCCACCUGCUGGCUCGCCUACACUGUGUCGCGCCUCGCCCAGCCCUUCUCUGCCUUGCGCAUUGACGAUGACCUUGACGGGGAGUGGCGGGCGAGUGGGGCAGGGCGAGAGGGCGAGGGGGAAACGUGGGUGGGAGAAGGGGACUUGAAUAACGACCUUGACGAGGAGUGGCGGCUCAAUUCCCCUAAUUAUCCCCACUCUUCCCUGCUCUUCCCCUCCCCUCCCCACCUCUCCCCUUCCCCCUCUCCCCUCACCCCUCCCCUUGUGCACCUCCCUCUCACCCACCCCUUCUUCUCCCCCCAUGGGCGCCAGGACAAGUGGGCAACGGGGGGGCGGCCGGAGGAGCUGCCGGGCUUCGUCCCGCUGGCGAUCCCCGUGCACCAGUUGCAAGCUGCCACGUGGCAGCGACUGCCGCGCCUGUCAGGGGCGGCAGUGCAGCUGGUGGAAGCGGCGGACGUGAUUGGUGCUCGCACUCACUACGACACCGAUGGCAUGCUGCAUAACACCCAGCAGCUGCGCAUGGCAGGGCUGGCGGCCCUGGACGUGAUGCAGCAGGUGAGGCGCACGCUGCUGCUCAUUGCGGAUCAGAUGCGCAUCGCCCCUUUGCUCUUUGGGGCCGACGCGGGGGAUGGGGACGGUGGGGCAGGUGCGGCCGACGGGGCGAGUGGGGGGCGGGAGCUGUGGCGGGAGCAGCUGGAGGAGGCGCAGCAGCAGAGGCUGGGCGGGCAGCGCACUGGCCGCAGCCGUCAAAGCAGCAGCAGCGGCGGCGGUGGCAGCAGCGUGGCUGAAGGCACUGAGGAAAGCAGCACUGACAGCAGCAGCAGCGGUAGCAGCAGCAGCAGCAGCAGCCGUGGGGGUGGGCAGAGUCUGUUGGACCGAUCUGACCUCAUGACGAGCUGGCGCCACAUGUUCCGAGUGCUGGUGGCGUGGAGGCAGGUGUCAGACGCCACAGAGACCGUCGCAUGGAAGGCGUUCGCCCAGGGGCAGGCAUGGCCGGAGGACAUGCUGUAUUGCACCGGCACACCCAUCUUCACAUGGGUCAUGGGCACCGCUCGCUACCUCGCCGCCUAUCCCAACCCUCUUCCUUUCCUCCCAGACCUCUUCCUUUCCUCUCAGCCCUCUUUCUUUCCUCCCAGCCCUCUUCCUUUCCUCCCAGCCCUCUUCCUUUCCUCCCAGCCCUCUUCCUUUCCUCCCAGCCCUCUUCCUUUCCUCCCAGCCCUCUUCCUUUCCUCCCAGCCCUCUUCCUUUCCUCCCAGCCCUCUUCCUUUCCUCCCAGCCCUCUUCCUUUCCUCCCAGCCCUCUUCCUUUCCUCCCAGCCCUCUUCCUUUCCUCCCAGCCCUCUUCCUUUCCUCCCAGCCCUCUUCCUUUCCUCCCAGCCCUCUUCCUUUCCUCCCUGCCCUCUUCCUUUCCUCCCUGCCCUCUUCCUUUCCUCCCAGCCCUCUUCCUGUCCUCCCAGCCCUCUUCCUUUCCUCCCUGCCCUCUUCCUUUCCUCCCAGCCCUCUUCCUGUCCUCCCAGCCCUCUUCCUUUCCUCCCUGCCCUCUUCCUUUCCUCCCAGCCCUCUUCCUUUCCUCCCUGCCCUCUUCCUUUCCUCCAUGCCCUUCCUUCCUUGCCCUUCCUUCUCUCCCUCCAUCCCCAUCACAGGGCGGGCGGUGAACGUCACAAGGAGCGGCCUGCUGCAGGCAGAGAGGGCGUUUGAUGCCGACUCGCACCAGCCCUUGGACGUGCCUCGCUCCACCUUCGGCGCCCAGCUGCAUGCACCUGUUCUGUUCUGGCUCUUAAUCCUCAUUCAUGGCCCCUUCCCGCCCACCCUCCCGUGCAGGAAAGAUUUGGGCGGCACAGAGUUCAAAUUACAAAAACGCCCGUUGGCAAGGGACUCUGACAUGUUCACCACAGUAGACUCGGCGUGGUGGAAUGCAUUUGAUUCGGAGGUCACAGCGGCGUGGCAGGGCGUCAUGGAGGCCGCACUGGACCACGUCUUUCCCCUCUCUCUUCUCCCCAUUCCACCACACCCACCCCCCAUCAACACUCCCCCAUCCACCCAGCCCCCUGGCAGUGGACUUUGA
Closterium sp. Naga37s-1 is the source of this 3480-nucleotide messenger RNA. The record is from the annotation of a GenBank genome assembly. NCBI's taxonomy places the organism in Eukaryota, Viridiplantae, Streptophyta, Zygnematophyceae, Desmidiales, Closteriaceae.